UGUUGAAUCAUGUAGCAAAGGCUAAAGAGUUUUACAGCGAUCUUCGACGACUACACUUAGAAUUGUGUGUCAAAUAAAUGGAUUUUCAUAUACAAUGAAGUUAUUAAUUAUCUUCAUCUACAUGCCUUUGGUUUACUCAGAGUUACACAGAUUUUUGACCACUUACACCAGAAUAAGCAGUCAGAGGUUUACAGAAAUCCCAGAGUUUACUGCUGUAACGACGCUGGAUGGAGAAGAGAUCGAUUAUUAUGACAGUAUCAUAAAGGAUCUGAUUCCCAGACAGGACUGGAUGAAGGAGUUUGCAUCUACACCCACGUGGAAGGAAUACACUGAGAUCAGAGAAAAACUACAGCAGAUCUACAAAAUCAGCAAUUAUGUUCAAAUGGAGCGAUUCACUCAGUCAGAUGGUGUUCAUACGUAUCAGAGGAUGCAUGGCUGUGAAUAUGAUGAUGAGACUGGAGACUUACAAGGGUUUGAUUGGUACGGUUAUGAUGGAGAGGAUUUCAUCUCACUGGACCUGAAGGAGAACAGAUACAUCGCACAUGUACCACAGGCAAUACCCACAGUGAUGAAGUGGAAUAAUGACACAGCACAGCUUAUAUCUCUGAAACAAUACUACAAUCUUGAGUGUGUUUACUGGCUGAGGGAGUUCUUGCAUCUGUCUAAAGCUACUUUUAAGAAAACAGAGCUUCCUGAAGUGUCUCUGCUGCAGAAGAACCCAGACUAUUAUGUGGAGUGUCACGUCACAGGCUUUCUCUUCAGAGACACAAACAUUUCAUGGAGGAAGAAUGGACAAGCUAUGAGCGAUUCUGUGGAAUUGGAGUCUAGAGACACACUACCAAAUGAGGACGGGACCUUCCAGAGGACUGUUGCCCUGUAUGUCCGUCCAGACGAAUGGAAGAAGGACCGGUACACCUGUGUGAUCGAGCACAAGAGUUUGGCUGAGCCGAUCCAGAAGACUCUGACUGAGGAUCACAUCAAGACGAACGAACCUGCAUCAGAUUCUUCAAAUAUCAAGUAUCUGGCUCUAAUCAUCAUCCCAGUUAUUGUUGGACUGAUUGGACUGUGUGAACGUUUGAACCUCUGGAAGAAACUGAAAGCUUACAGCAAGAAGAUGAUGACCCCUUACAAGCCAGACCAUCCACCGACUCAGAACCCUCUUCUCUCCAAUCCCUCUAAUGAAAGUUCAUCAAAUGUUCGUCCCCUCCGGAAGUCAGUGAUCUGUGAGUCAGCGGCUCAUCAUGAUUCCUCCACAGAGAUGAACAUGAUCACUGACCAGAACCUUCACAGUUUCUCGCCGGUGGACGGAUCUUCCCAACCCUUCCUGACAACUGAUUCCUCUUAUAAAGUCCAAGAAACAUCUAAAGACCUUUAAAGACUCUUUACCUACAUCCUUAAAAUAAUCUUUUUCCACUUUUAAUCUUUGCAUUUUAGCAUUUCUUUUAGAAUGAAUCACUUGAUCUGCUUUUCCACGGUCGGGUCAAGCCGUUCUCUUUGCUGAACCGCUCCAGUUCAUGAUAUGGCCUCAUUUUCCACUGUGGGACUGAUACGGGAUCAGUGUUUGUCUUGGUAACACUAGAGUUUACAGAAGUGAAGAGAGGAUGAUCAGAUGUUUCUUGUUCAUCUACAGAGAAACUGGAAGCCAGGCAAAAGACAGGUGACCAAUCCUGAGUGGCGACGUCACUUCACAUAUACUUCCAACGGUUUCCUACUCGUUCGUACGUUCGUAAUCGUGCCAAACCAAUCCAAGUGGAAAUACAACCGUAAGCAUUUCUUUCCGUUUUUACAACCGUUCAGCCCGUGAUACAAACGACUUUUGUUGUUUUCCCCAAUUUUCCUUUGAAUUUUGCUAAAUGAGAAAAAUUGUUAAUAUUUAAUUAAUGAUAUAUAUAUAUAUAUUAUAUGAACUAAAAUUCCCAUUAUUUAGAAAACAAAGUCCUACAAAUUUUUACCAAAACCAAUUAUUUUUUAGGACUGUCAACAGAUUAAAAUAAUUCAUAUUAUCUGCAAAAAAAAAAAAAAAAGUAAGUACCAUUUUUUAUCAGAGAGCGCUUUCUCAAUCAGAUGUUUAUACACAUAUUUUAUAUCUGUAAGUACUAUAUAUGUGCCUUGUUUCCUGUGGAAAUAUAUGUAUAUAUUUCUUUGUUUGUUUUGGAGUCCAUGAUCAAUUUAAGUUUCCUCAGUCUGAUGAUUUCUCAUUGAAAAGAUCUCGUUUCAUCCUGUUUGUACAUUUUUUUAUCUCUCUUGCCUUAUUUUGUGAUUAUAUUAAAUAAUAAACUCCUACUGUUCUCAUUGA
Molecule: messenger RNA, 2296 nt
Organism: Pimephales promelas (fathead minnow)
Lineage: Eukaryota; Metazoa; Chordata; Actinopteri; Cypriniformes; Leuciscidae
Source: RefSeq, a predicted model, not a curated record